Messenger RNA from Gadus macrocephalus (Pacific cod), 4052 nucleotides. RefSeq names its product alpha-internexin-like. Lineage: Eukaryota; Metazoa; Chordata; Actinopteri; Gadiformes; Gadidae. The record is from RefSeq and is a predicted model, not a curated record. Gene Ontology annotation, biological process: intermediate filament organization. Gene Ontology annotation, molecular function: structural constituent of postsynaptic intermediate filament cytoskeleton. Gene Ontology annotation, cellular component: cytoplasm; postsynaptic intermediate filament cytoskeleton; intermediate filament. The coding region runs from base 33 to 1514 and encodes 493 amino acids. The transcript has 3 exons.
CCACCGCACUGCUCUUUCAUUCAACACGCACCAUGAGCUACGGAGCCGACCUCUACUCCUCCUCCUCCUACCGGAAGAUCUUCGGGGACUCUCCCCGUUACUCCUCCUCUCCAUCGAGGAUGAGCGGCCAUGCGUCCUCCGGUAACCGCAGCAGCGGGGGUUACCGGUCCCAGUCCGCCUCCCGCAGCGGCGGGUCCAGCUUGGGUGGUGCGUACACCAAGCGCUCCGGGAGCCGCAACUACUCCUCCAUGCAGGUGGACCACGGCGGCUUCGACCUGACGCAGAGCAGCGCGCUCAACAACGAGUUCAAGAUCAUCCGCACCAACGAGAAGGAGCAGAUGCAGGGACUGAACGACCGCUUCGCCAUGUUCAUCGACAAGGUGCGCACCCUGGAGCAGCAGAACCGGGUUCUGGAGGCCGAGCUGGGGGCCCUGAGGGGCCGGCAGACGGAGCCGUCGCGCCUGGCGGAGCUGUACCAGCAGGAGAUCCGGGAGCUGCGCUCCCAGCUGGAGGAGGUGAACGCGGAGAAGAGCCAGACGCUGAUCGAGAGGGAUAACAUCGAGGAGGAGCUGAUGAAGCUCCGGGGGAAGUAUGAGGAGGAGUUCCGCAUGAGGGAGGAGGCGGAGGCCACGCUGAAGGCCUUCAAGAAGGACGUGGACGAUGCGACCAUGGUGCGCCUCGACCUGGAAAAGAAGGUGGAGUCGCUCCUGGACGAGAUCAACUUCUUGAGGAAGGUGCACGAGGAAGAGGUGGCGGAGCUGAUGGAUCUCCUCCAGGCGGCGCAGGUGUCCGUGGAGAUGGAGGAGGUGUCCAAGGUUCCCGACCUGACGUCGGCGCUGAAGGAGAUCCGAGGACAGUACGAGUCCAUGGCCUCCAAGAACCUGCAGUCCGCGGAGGAGUGGUACAAGUCCAAGUUCACCGACCUGUCGGAGCAAGCGGGCCGCAGCCAGGAGACCAUCCGGGCCAGCCGCGAGGAGCUCAACGAGUACCGGAGACAGAUGCAGUCCAAGACGAUCGAGAUCGAGAGCCUGCGGGGAACCAACGAGUCCCUGGACCGCCAGCUGCGGGAGAUGGAGGACCGGCACAACGCGGAGAUCGCGAACUACCAGGAUGGCAUGGCUCAGCUGGAGAACGACCUGAGGAACACGAAGGGCGAGAUGGCUCGUCACCUCAGGGAGUACCAGGACCUCCUGAACGUCAAGAUGGCCCUGGACAUCGAGAUCGCAGCCUACAGGAAGCUGCUGGAGGGCGAGGAGACCCGCCUGACCUCGGGGGUCAGCUACUCCACCCCCAGCCUGGGGGGCGGCGGCCAGAGCUACGGCUUCACCUCCCGCAUGUACCACGGCGCGGGCGGGGGGGAGAAGGCCCCCUCCGACGGCCCCCAGCCGCAGAGCAAGGCCGGGGGGGGCAAGGCCCUCCAGCACGAGGUCUACGAGGAGGCGGUGGUCUCCACCAAGAAGGUGGAGAAGCAGCAGGACUCCAGCAACGACGUGCCCCCCAACACCAAGAACUAGGACCCCCCCCGAAACAAACACACGACCGGGUCACCCCCUCUAGUCACCCCUAGUUACUAUCACCCCUAGUUACUAGUCACCCGUCCCUCUGGGGGUUUCAAACCGGGCCGACUUUGGGUCUGCAGGCUGCGUGUGGUGGAGGGUGGAGGAGUGAGACAGUGGGGUGGAGGUGGAGAGUGAGACGGUGGGGUGGAGGUGGAGAGUGAGACGGUCCUGUUGGUGGAGAGGUGGAGCUCAGAGAAGCGUGUAGAGCGUAGCAGAUGUACGUCAUCCUUCUAUCUACCGCUCCCCUUUCUCUCUCCUUCUAUCUCUCUCUCUCCCUCUCUCCCUCUCCCUGUCUCUCUCUCACUCCCUCUCUCUCUCUCUCCCUCUCUCCCUCUCCAUCCCUCUCCCUCCCUCUCUCCCUCUCCAUCUCUCUCCCCUAUCAAACGGUGUUUGAUGAUACAAUGUCAAACACAUUUCUCACUUUAGAUGUGGAGUUAGUGAGUACAAAAGCACGGCUUGGGGUUUCUCAGUGAGAUAUUCUCAAAGGAUUGGUAUGCAGCCGUACUUAUCAUCAUGCCAUAAACACAUUCAUCUAAUUACUCAAAAGGAAAAUACGAUAACCACUGGCUAUUGGAUAUUCACAAGAAAUAAAUAAGAAAGAAAUUGAGUUGUGUUGCAUAAACGCAAUUAUCGGUAACAUAUAUCACUCCAAGAACCGAAACAUAAUUAAACAAGUUGGCUGAAAUCAUCGUCAGUUGUUAUCGCCGCAGCCUGCGGACCUAACACCGCAUGACACCAGCAUGCAGGGCCUCCGUCAGCACCACCCGAGUCUGGUUAUGAACCUCAUCCAGCCUCCAUCAGCACCACCUCAGUCUAGUGAUGAACCUCAUCCAGCCUCCAUCAGCACCACCUCAGUCUAGUGAUGAACCUCAUCCAGCCUCCAUCUACACCACCCGAGUCUAGAGAACUAGUGAGUCUAGUGAUGGUACUCACCUGCAUGGUUCCUGUCUAGCUCCUGUUUACAAGGCAACAGUUCAUUAGUUGUUAGUCCUCCGUCGUCAUGGUGAUAACCUCGACGGGGCCGUGGCUCCGAGCCAUUCCACUCUUCUCCCCGUUAGCUCGAAGCUCAGCCCCUCAAUGUCCUACACUAAAGAUGUAGGACAGUAGGAGCAUGUUAGCCUGUGGGCUCGGCCUUUGUCUUAUCCUAUUAGUCGUGACGUAGAUGUACUCGUAAGACACUCGAUAUCGGAACUGAUUUAGUACUCGUUUAGGAAAACCUCUUUGUUGUGAGUAGUGAUCAAGGGUGAUCAAGAGAAAAAUAAUAGAAACGGCGAUGAGGUCUUACAUGUUGAGGUCGGUCAGCUCAACCAAUCAGUCAGUUGGAGGCUGCGUUGUAAAGUAGGUCUGAGUGAAUAUACUACCACUACUACUAUCUACUCACUCUGUAUCCAUAGUCUCUGAGACCUUCAGCCCGAACCACUGAAGUCUGAACCACUUCAGACCGACCACUGAGAGGGGAGUUAGAAUUAUAAAACAAGGCAACCAAAAGCACACGCAUCUAAUGACCAAGCACAUGCACACACAUCUAAUGACCAAGCACAUGCACACACAUCUAAUGGCCAAGCAAACUUAUCUUAUGACCAAGCACACGCACAUCUAAUGACCAAGCACAUACUCAUCUAAUGACCAAGCACAUACAUUGAAACGAUUGCACUUGUUUCUCUACACCUGAACCAUGACUGCAGAUGUCUGUUGUAGGGUCACCCUGUUGUCCCCAGAGAUCCUCCUCCGACCAGAGACCUGUCGGCUCCCCGUCCGCACACUGCUGGUCUGAGCACGCCUCGCUUGCUUACUGUCAGCCGAGGCUGUGUGCGCGUGUGUGUGUUUGUGUGUGUGCAUGUGUGUGACUGUGUGUCUAACUAUACGUGUGCCACCACAGGGUAAUGGAUGACUGUAGAACAAAAUCCUGUGAGUUGUUUCACUCGAGCCCUGUAUCUUAGUACUGUAGUUAGUGUGUGAGUGUAUGUGUAAGGGUUACAUCAGGGCUUAUGAUACCUGGGUGUGAUCUGCUAAGAUGUGCUAAGGGUAGAUCUGGAAAUCUGCCCUUAGUUUCCUAGACAGUUAAGGGGCGACCGAUACUGCAGACGUGUGAGGAGUACUCAAUAGGAGCAAGGAAGCAGCAUUAUGUCUGUCUGUCUGCAUCUCUACAACUUCCACUGGAAACUACAAAUGUGUUCUCUGCUUUCCUCAACUAGUAACUAUGUGGUUCUUCUUGUAAAACCUAAUCUUGCCACUUCUACACCACUGCCAAACUGUUUCUCUGUGUGCCACCCAACAAAUAGAUCAAAGGCUUCACUGAAUCAUAAACCAAACACAAAAAGUCAAAAAAACAUGUUUACAAAUGCCUUAAAACACCAGCUGCUUUUUGAAUACUUUAAUUUCCUGCGUGCUUUGUCAUUCUCAAACUGAUAUGGAUUGUCUGUGUUCUGCAAGCGACUACUUCUGUCUGAAAUCACACGACACGAAGUCGAAUAAAGGCUUGAUGAAACUGCA